This is a messenger RNA of Aspergillus fijiensis CBS 313.89, 959 nucleotides long. Its product is annotated as carboxymuconolactone decarboxylase family protein. The coding region runs from base 51 to 683 and encodes 210 amino acids. NCBI's taxonomy places the organism in Eukaryota, Fungi, Ascomycota, Eurotiomycetes, Eurotiales, Aspergillaceae. Gene Ontology annotation, molecular function: peroxiredoxin activity. The transcript has 2 exons. The record is from RefSeq and is a predicted model, not a curated record.
ACAGUAGUACACCACAACAAAAAAAAAAAAAACACUCCAAAUCAACUAAAAUGCGCCUCCCCUACGCCCCCGCAACCCCACCAGCCAACUCCCCGGCCAAAGUCAGCGAAAUCUACGCCCGGAUCGCGGCGCGCCGCUCGCCGCGGCCGCUCAUCCCGCUCGACCUCUCCCUGCUGCACUCGCCGCCGGUCGCGGACGGGUGGAACAGCUUCCUGGGGGCGAUCCGCACGGAGACCGUGAUCGACCCGGGGCUGCUGGAGCUGGCCGUGUGCCGCGUGGCGGUGCUGACGGGCGCCGUGUACGAGUGGAACGCGCACGCGCCGCUCGCGCUGAAGGGCGGGGUGCAGGCGGCGGAGCUGCAGGCCGUGCGGGAGUUGGCCUCCACGGCGGAGGAGGAUGCGCCGCCGGCGGCGCUCCGGGGAAGUGCGCUGAGUGGGAGGCAGCAGGCCGUUGUCAAGUAUGCGGACGAGAUGACGCUGCGCGUGUCGGUCAGGGAGGGGACGUUUGCGGCGCUGCGGGCGGAUGGGGCGGGCGGGCUGAGUGACCGCGAGGUGGUGGAGUUGACGACGGGGGUGGCCGGGUAUAAUUGUGUGAGUAGGGUGCUGGUGGCGUUGGAUGUGGGGGAGAAUAAUGCGCGGGAGAUGAAGAGUGUGGAGGAGUUGGUGGAGGGGUUGAAGAAUUAGAUUUCUUGUUGGGAUUCGCUUUUUCUGGUGGGGGUGGAUGGGAGGGGAGCGAUGUAUAUAUGUGCUUUGGUUGAAAAUGUGUCAUUCGUUCUUGUUUCUAAGAGCUGAGUUGGUAGCUCGACCGAGACUGCUGUGGUGAGUGUUUGUGUUGCCUAUACAGUUUACUUACAGGCAGUAUGUCAAAAUCGCAGGGGGUAUGGAUGCUAAGCGCCAUAUGGUAUAUAUGUUCAUUGAGAAGGGUAGUCGUGAUGCUGAUAUCCAUCAUAAGAAUAAACU